Marasmius oreades (fairy-ring Marasmius) is the source of this 2538-nucleotide messenger RNA. RefSeq lists its product as uncharacterized. Gene Ontology annotation, molecular function: DNA-binding transcription factor activity, RNA polymerase II-specific; sequence-specific double-stranded DNA binding. NCBI's taxonomy places the organism in Eukaryota, Fungi, Basidiomycota, Agaricomycetes, Agaricales, Marasmiaceae. The record is from RefSeq and is a predicted model, not a curated record. Gene Ontology annotation, cellular component: nucleus. Bases 399 to 1913 code for a protein of 504 amino acids. The transcript is spliced from 4 exons. Gene Ontology annotation, biological process: regulation of transcription by RNA polymerase II.
GUUCGUAUAUACUGGCGGGAAUUUAGCCUUUCGGGGGUCUUCGUUUCGUCCUGCUUGCGCGGAGGAGCGGACAACGAGAAACGAAUGUUGUAUCGCGUCUUUGGCGAAUAUUUCUACUAAUGAAUUGUAACCGAUCGCCAUUACGGAACAUCAUAAGCCUCACGCUUGAUUUCAAUAUUUGCCCUGGUUGCAAUAUUAACCAUCGGCCCUUGCUUCGGUGACGGUUGCGGUUAGUAGCACACAUGAACUUUCUUCAUUGCUAACCCUACCCUGGCCUCUACCAUCAUUCUUCCUUCCUUCCCCCACCUUCCCUUGGAGGUCAUAGAUGCUUUGAGGCCUGGCAUCUGGACCUCUCUCCCUCUUUUUUUUCUCAUUCCUAAUCCUUAUUUUCGUGCUGAAUGUCCAAACAUCGAUCCCGUAGUUCCCUCCCGACUAAUAACUCCCCUCGAAAUCCCUCUAAUACGGACCAGUCUACAUCACGACAACAAAAACACGAACAAUCUCCAUCUCCGGGAGAACGCCCUCACAGAAGACCUCCAAGUCCACCAACACCUAUCGCUGGUCCUUCCCGAACCAGACCUCUACCUGAAGACGAGUCUACCGAGCAACCACCCAUGGCCAAACGACUACGUGGAGAUUCUCCCGCGCAAGAGAAGCACAGUGAUCGUUCCAGUCCUUCCUCCGAUUCUCAAGGUGGCUUUGCCGACACAGAAGAGAUGGGAGAACGCCAAGCUUCCGAUAACUCAAAAGGAGCUUCUGCUGCUCCCAAGAAGAAACGAACGCGUACACUUACAACUCCUCACCAGUCUGCAGUACUUCAUGCUUUGUUGGCUCAGUCCCGAUUCCCAACUACCGCUAUGAGAGAAGAAGUUGGCCGUGCUAUCGGACUUAGUGCUCGAAAAGUACAGAUAUGGUUCCAAAACCAACGACAGAAGGCCCGCCGUCCACGUCCACAGACUGAGAGUACACGACCUCCCCAAUACCACUAUGGUCCCUUCCCGAGUGCUACGGAUUUAGAAGGCAUCAAUCUAUAUCCUCGCCCCCCGAAUCCCCUCGGUAGACCACCCAUUGGCACGUCAUUUCCAGAGCAAGAUACUACCGAGGAACAGAGGUACGACCAAGGCUUGGUAUCGCAACAAGUUAUGCCCAUGGCGCCACUACGACUAUCUGGGCCUGGAAUACCUGGUCAAAAUCCGCAGCCAGAGCCACUGGCAACAGGUAUUUCCCCUGAACUAUCCCCGACCCCGAUAGCCGGUCCAUCUCGUCCUGUUGGACAACGCCUCUACGGAACAUCUCCAAGCCCUACCAGGUCUUAUGCCCUCCCAAUGCCUACCACUACCACUACCUCCUCUCAAUCUCUCAGACGUCCACGGGAUCCAUCUCGGAUUCUUCCUCCUCUCGAUUUUCUUUCUCUUCCAACGAUACCGUCGAUUCGUUCAGCGCCUCCAACCCUACUACCGCCUUUCCCUUUCCAUCGUCGUUCUUUAUCCCCCAUCGAAACGCAAAUACACGCACGCGCACCCCAACAUCAUUCCGAACCAGGAACAGCUAGUACGAUUCUUCCACCACCGUUCACGCUACAGCCACAACCACAGUGGGAUAACUCUGUGUUUACUUCUGUAGUACCCGUACCUGGCGGUGCGCCCAGUGGACCCUCAGGUACCACUGUUUGGGGAACACCAACACCGUCGUCUUCCCAGACUCAGAUGAUGACAGUUGGUAGGAUCUCUGAACGUGAACGUGUUCCGGAAGUAGCGGAAGUGGGCGCGAGCGCGAGCCCCUCUGGAAGGUUUUUCCAUUCUACCGUUUUACGUGGUGGACGCUACGACCCUGUUCGGGGAUCUAUCAUUCCUUAUCCUUUUGGUGACCGCACUCCUCCUCUUCCUCCUCGUACCCCACCUCCGGCGAUAUGAUACGACCCACACACAAAGAAAACAAAAUAGGCCGAAAUUUUUUUUUUAGCUUCAAGCUGAAAUUCGAUCAUUAACUGACCCCUCACGCUCGUUUUUUUUUUUUUUUUUGGGAUAUUUUUCACGUUUUUCACGCAUACUAAUGCCGUCGACGAACCAAACCAAACCAAAUCAUUGAAUUGCUUGUCUUUUGUUUGUCUCCCUUUCUUUCCUUCUUUUUUUUGCAUAACCGCCUCAUAUGCACCUUUACCCCGUUCGUAUUUUCUAUACCUUUUUUUUUGUGUUUAGUAUCUUACUCGCCACUCGUCUCCAUGACUCUAAUCUGAUUCCAAAACCUAAUACUUUACCUACACAGUUCAAAUGCUUUCCUUUUUACUGAAUACUGAAUACUGAACUAACUGCUUUUUUCUCUCGUUAUCCACAACCAACCUCAGGUACCCACUAAUACUAUCGUGUAUGUUUGUAUUCAGAUAGUUUUUUUCCCCCCUUCUUUCUUCUUUUUUCGUUUCUUCUUGGUCAUAUAGCAUACGUACUCUUUUUUCUUGGAAUUUUUACUCUACAAUAGAAAAACCUAAAGUAUAAUGUACUUGUUUAUUUCCCAAAUCCACCUCUACCCAUUCAAAAAAGA